UCCGCGGGGUCCCGGGGAAGCCGCGGGCACGGCGGUGCCCCGGACCCGCCCCGCGGGCGCGGAGAGGCGCGGAGCGGGGUCCGGGCGGCCGUUUCCCACCCUGCAGUGACACCUGGCGGGGGCGAGCGCGGCAGGAGCCGGCGGCGGCCCCGAGCAUCCCGCCCGGCCGCUGCGUCCCUGCCCCGGGCGGACCCCGACGGGGCGGCCGCGGGAGCGCGGCCGGGGGCGCGGCGGCCGGAGUUGCCCCGCGGGACAGCGGGCGGUGGGCAGGGGCCCGCAGGGGGCUGUCCGCCGUGCCCUCGGGGAGGCGGGGGUCGGUCCGGCCGGAGCCGCGGCUCCGCGCUUCUGACUCUGCCCAAUGAGAGCCCGCAGCCCGCCGCGAGCUGUCAAUAUUUGGCCGCAGCCCCCGCACUCCCAUCCCCAGUGCGUCCUCGCCCUCCGCGCGCAGCUCUCCGUGGCCCAGCCCGGCCCCGCCGCCCGCCCCGCUCUGCUCGGGGGGCGCUGAGCACCGGGACCCCCUUCCCCAGAGCCCCUCCGCCCCCCCACCCCCCGCAGCAGUAUGCUCCCGGGCGCGGGGGCGCAGCCGGGGCUCGCUCAGCCGCGCGGAGCCGGGAGCCGCGCACCGGGGCAGUGACGGGCACGGCUCGGCGCCCGCACGGCCGUCGCCCGAGGGGAGCGCGGGCGGGCCCCCGGCUCCGCUCGUUCCUCCGGCCGGAGCGCGCCGCGCAGAGAUAUGCUGAGCACAAACCGCCUGGAAGCGCCUCCUGGGAUUGCCGUGGCCCCCGGGCGUGCGGAGUGCGGAGCCUUCCCUCGGACGGCGGGCGCGGCCCCGCGGAUUUACCUGCCCUUCGUCCUCAUCCUGCUCGCCCUGCCGCCCCGCGCCGACUCCUCGUGGUGGUACAUCGGGGCGCUGGGCGCGAGGGUGAUCUGUGACAACAUCCCUGGGCUGGUGAACAAGCAGCGGCAGCUGUGCCAGCGGUACCCCGACAUCAUGCAGUCAGUCGGGGAGGGAGCCAAGGAGUGGAUCCGGGAGUGCCAGCACCAAUUCCGCCACCACCGCUGGAACUGCAGCACUCUGGACCGGGACCACACCGUCUUCGGCAGGGUCAUGCUGCGAAGCAGCAGGGAGGCCGCCUUUGUCUAUGCCAUCUCCUCGGCAGGGGUGGUGUAUGCCAUCACGCGGGCCUGCAGCCAAGGGGACCUGAAGGCCUGCGGCUGUGACCCGCUCAAGCGGGGCCGCGCCAAGGACGAGCGCGGGGAGUUUGACUGGGGCGGCUGCAGCGACAACAUCAACUACGGGAUCCGCUUUGCCAAAGCCUUCGUGGAUGCCAAGGAGAAGAAAGUGAAGGACGCCCGGGCGCUGAUGAACCUGCACAACAACCGCUGCGGGAGGAUGGCUGUGAAACGCUUCCUGAAGCUGGAGUGCAAAUGCCAUGGAGUCAGCGGCUCCUGCACACUAAGGACUUGCUGGCUGGCUAUGUCAGAUUUUCGGAAAACAGGGGAUUAUCUAAGGAAGAAAUACAACGGGGCCAUCCAAGUGAUAAUGAACCAGGACGGCACCGGCUUCACCGUGGCCAACAAGAACUUCAGGAAGCCCACAAAGACUGACCUGGUCUAUUUUGAGAACUCACCUGAUUACUGCGUGAUGGACAAGUCAGCAGGCUCUCUGGGCACAGCAGGUCGUGUGUGCAACAAGAUGUCCCGCGGGACGGACGGCUGCGAGGUGAUGUGCUGCGGGCGGGGGUACGACACCACGCGCGUCACUCGUGUCACCAAGUGUGAGUGCAAGUUCCACUGGUGCUGCGCCGUGCGCUGCAAGGAGUGCGAGGACACUGUGGACGUGCACACAUGUAAAGCACCAAAACGGGCUGAGUGGUUGGACCAGACCUGAAGAGAUGACAGCAGCAGAGGAAAGAGUCAGCUGCAAAGCCCCCCCCAACCUUUCCAAUUUUCUAAAACACCUGUGCCCUGUGGGCCAUGGCGUUCUGGGAGCUAUAGGUCGACUGCAUGGCUUUUAUUUAAUUAAUUCUGCAAAGCACUAAAGAAAGGACUACAUUUCCCAGGAGGUACCGUGGACCCUUCUCAUUGCUCAGCAAAACUAAUCCCUUCCCUAGGAGGAGUCCGCAAUCCUUGCUUCAACUGUGAAACUUCUGUAGCCUAUUGUUCUCUCUGCAAAGGGACAGUGCACCUGAUGGACUUGGAGAACCGAUCAUCAGGAUGCAAUGACUGAGGAAUGCUGCAUCUCGCCAGAGAAUUUACAGUGAAGUUUCACCAGCAAAACAACACUAGUUCAGAAUAAUAAACUCCUGCAGAAAGCACUCUUGCGUUUCCUUUUUUUUUUUUUUUUUUUUUUUUUUGGAAGGCCAGAGGAAGGGUGUUGCAAAUUCUUAAGUUCCAAGAUCUCCAUGUUUCCCUCGAGCAGACCUGGCAUACUGACCCCAGCUGCACUACUGAUGCUCGCUGAACGAGAGCAACUCCUGCACAGUCUUCUCCCAUCUCCCCAGUGAGGAUGAUGAGCAGAGUUGUGAACUGCCAACAGAAGCCUGAAUGACUGCAAGAAGACAAAGGCUAUCCAUAGACGUUUGCAGACAGAGGGCUAGAGAAAGCAAACAGAAUCUGUGAACUUACUGGUAGGUUCAGAAGUUGAUGGGUACAACAGCAUCUCUCUGUAAAACUCACUUGUAUGUUGUGUAUACUGCUUAUUAUUUUAAGUCAAAAUUCAUUAUAAACCUGUAUCAGAAAAUGAUGUUCUUGCUUUUUGAAUUUCUGCAUACCCACUUGUGUGCUUCCUCCCAAGGGGGACUCAGCCUGCAGUUCUUCCUCCUGCUUGUCUGCAGCUCCUGCCACCCUAAGGCAGGGACCUCCCCACCGCAGGAAUUACCCCCACAAACAAUUCUCACACAGCAGAGACAUGGCAUCCAGCAGGCAAAUCCCCCAGGGGAAUCCUCACAAGUAGCAGCACGCUCCAGGACAUCUUAUGUCAGGGCAUAACACUGGGUCAAGCAGGAGGCACAAGAUUAGCUCCAAAUCUUUCCCUUAAAAAAAAAAAAAAAAAAAA
Messenger RNA from Oxyura jamaicensis (ruddy duck), 3058 nucleotides. It is a transcript of the gene WNT2B, whose product is annotated as Wnt family member 2B. The record is from RefSeq and is a predicted model, not a curated record. Gene Ontology annotation, biological process: cell fate commitment; canonical Wnt signaling pathway; neuron differentiation. Gene Ontology annotation, cellular component: extracellular region. NCBI's taxonomy places the organism in Eukaryota, Metazoa, Chordata, Aves, Anseriformes, Anatidae. The transcript is spliced from 5 exons. Bases 734 to 1891 code for a protein of 385 amino acids. Gene Ontology annotation, molecular function: cytokine activity; frizzled binding.